Molecule: messenger RNA, 423 nt
Organism: Malus domestica (apple)
Lineage: Eukaryota; Viridiplantae; Streptophyta; Magnoliopsida; Rosales; Rosaceae
Source: RefSeq, a predicted model, not a curated record
AUGGCCGAAGAUCCCAGAGCCAUUGUAUCAUGGCGGAGCAUCCUGAGCCUUAAUGCCUCCUGCUGCGCCCUCAUCGACGCCACGGACGACCACGAAUCGUUGUGGACGACUGCGCAGCUCAACUUCAGCAGCAGCCAUGGAAUUCGGUGCAAUUUCGCCUACGUUCCGAUGCUGUUGAAGCAUCCUUUGGCUAUUCUCGCAUGUGUGCCCAAAGACGUUGCGUUAUUUGCUGCCAGAGCCAUUGCUGGAGCCGCCGCUGAGAGCGUCACGGCUCCGCUUGACCGCAUCAAGAUUCUUAUGCAGACUCAUAGGGUGCGAGUUGGGCAACAAAGCGCUAACCAGGCGAUCAGUUUUCUCGAGGCCAUAACAAUGAUAGGGAAGGAAGAACGGAUUAAAGGGUACUGGAAAGGCAACCUUCCUUAG